This is a messenger RNA of Phlebotomus papatasi, 789 nucleotides long. Its product is annotated as chymotrypsin-2-like. The coding region runs from base 1 to 789 and encodes 262 amino acids. Lineage: Eukaryota; Metazoa; Arthropoda; Insecta; Diptera; Psychodidae. Gene Ontology annotation, biological process: proteolysis. Gene Ontology annotation, molecular function: serine-type endopeptidase activity. The record is from RefSeq and is a predicted model, not a curated record. The transcript has 3 exons.
AUGUCAAGUGAUUUCCGGAUUGUUGGUGGUAAACCGUAUAAUGCCACUGACUUUGGAUAUUUUGCAUCCCUGAGAAUACAACAAUACAACUAUCACUUUUGCGGUGCAGCUAUUGUAGCUCCUUAUUGGGCCGUAACUGCUGCUCAUUGUUCAUCAGCAAUGCAAGUUGGACCUUUGGAAAUUGUGGUCGGCACGCAAAGUAUUUUAGAAGGAGGACAGAGAUACAAUGUGUCGAAGAUUGUAAUUCAUCCAAAGUUCAACAUUACUAUACUUCAGAAUGAUUUAGCUCUUGUAAAAACAACGAGUCCAGUUGAUUUUAAUGAAAAAGUUUAUCCAAUUAAAAUGGCUGCUACUGAGUUCUACAUAGGUCCUGGCAUUGAUCUGACAGUUUUUGGCUGGGGAUUAACAUCAUAUCCGAAUGGUACAGUCCCUAUUAACUUUCACUACAUCCGAUUGCGCUCAAUCACCAAUACAGAGUGCACAGCUCGAUACGCAGAAACUGGAGUACCGGAAAUAGAAAUCUACCAACUCUGCACCUACAAUGAUGUCAAUGAGGGAUCAUGUAAAGGAGACUCUGGAGGACCCUUGGUGUCUCAGGAUAUCCUAAUGGGAAUUGUAUCUUGGGGAGUCCCUUGUGGUCAAGGAUAUCCUGAUGUCCAUACUAGGGUUGCCUACUUCAGGACCUGGAUUGAUUCUAUUAUUGAGGACGAUGAGGAUUCUCAAAAUUAUUUAAAGAAGGAGCCAGAGAUUCAAGAAGUUAAAAUAGAGGAAGAAAAUCCAUCUCAGUAA